Dictyostelium discoideum AX4 is the source of this 1872-nucleotide messenger RNA. It is a transcript of the gene canA, whose product is annotated as calcineurin A. Bases 1 to 1872 code for a protein of 623 amino acids. The transcript has 4 exons. Gene Ontology annotation, molecular function: protein serine/threonine phosphatase activity; hydrolase activity; calmodulin-dependent protein phosphatase activity. The record is from RefSeq and is a predicted model, not a curated record. Lineage: Eukaryota; Evosea; Eumycetozoa; Dictyosteliales; Dictyosteliaceae. Gene Ontology annotation, cellular component: calcineurin complex. Gene Ontology annotation, biological process: calcineurin-mediated signaling.
AUGAGUACUAAUAAUAAUAAAGCACCAACAUCACAAUCAAGUGAUAAAAGUGCGACAACAGAAUCAAAGUUAAAUGAUAAUGAAAAUACAGAAACAGAAACCAAAACAGAUGAAAACAAUGAAGAAAAACCAAAGAUGACAUUGAAACCACCACAACCAAAAAUUGAAAAUAAGGUAUCAACCAUUGAUAGAGUUGUACCAAGUGUAAAAUAUCCAAAAUCUUUACCUCUUCCACAUGAUGUUUUAUUCAAUGAAGAUAAAACUAUAAAUUUACCAAAGUUACAAGAACAUUUCUUUGCAGAAGGUAGAUUAAAUCAUGACGAUGUUAUUGAAAUCGUUAAAAUGGCAGCUGAAAUUUUAGAAAAAGAACCAACUUUAAUUCAAGUUGAAGCACCAAUUACAGUAUGUGGUGAUACUCAUGGUCAAUUUUAUGAUUUAAUUAAAAUAUUUGAAAAUGAUAUUGGUGGUAACCCAGCAAAUACAAAUUAUUUGUUUUUAGGUGAUUAUGUUGACAGAGGUUAUUUUUCAAUGGAAGUCAUCAUUUAUCUCUAUGCUUGUAAAAUUAAUUAUCCAAAUACUUUCUUCCUCUUGAGAGGUAAUCACGAAUGUAGACAUUUAACAGAAUAUUUCACUUUUAAAGAAGAAUGUUUACAUAAAUAUUCAGAAGAAGUUUAUGAUUUCAUUACAGAAUCAUUCAAUGCAUUACCAUUAGCAGCUUUAAUGAAUGGUAAAUUCCUUUGUAUUCAUGGUGGUUUAUCACCUGAUAUUAAAACUUUAGAUGAUAUUGCAAAUAUUGAUAGAUUUAAAGAACCACCAUCAUCAGGACCAAUGUGUGAUUUAUUAUGGUCAGACCCAAUGGAAGAGUUUUCACCAGAGAUUAGAGAACAUUUUGUACCAAAUGAUGUUAGAGGUUGUUCAUAUUUAUAUAGUUAUAGAGCAGUUUGUUCAUUCCUUCAAAAGAAUAAGUUAUUAUCAGUGAUUAGAGCACAUGAAGCACAGAAUGCAGGUUAUAAAAUGCAUUUACAAAAUGAUGCAACCGGAUUCCCAUCAGUGAUAACAUUAUUCUCUGCACCAAAUUAUUUGGACGCCUACAACAACAAGGGUGCAGUAUUACGUUAUGAAAACAAUGUUAUGAACAUUCGUCAAUUCACCUGUUCACCUCAUCCUUAUUGGUUACCAAAUUUCAUGGAUGUUUUCACUUGGUCAAUGCCAUUCGUUUCAGAGAAAGUAGCAGAGAUGUUAUUGGUUCUCUUGAAUCUUUGCAAUGAUGAAGAGGCUGAAAAGAAUGAAAAUGCUCAAACCGUUAAAGACACCUCUGAAGAGGAGAAAAGAAGACAAAUGCUUCGUGCCAAAGUUAAAUCUGUUAGUAAAAUGAUGAGAAUGUUCUCUUUGUUAAGACAAGAGCGUGAAACCAUCAUGAUGAUCAAAUCAUUCUCUCCCUCUAGAAAGAUUCCUCAAGGUUUAUUAACCGAGGGUAAAGACGCCUUGAAAAAGGCUUUAGGUGACUUUGCUCAAGCUCGUAAAAUGGAUCUAAUCAAUGAAAAACGUCCACCAAUCUUGGAUAGAGUAAACUCUCGUGGUGAAUUGCUAAGAAUGAAUAGUCGUGGUGAAUUAUUUAGAAUUAACUCUAAAGGUGAUCUUUUCCGUAGUAAUAGUUAUGCUGAUUUAAAACCACCACAAGGUCCACAAGAAACUAUUAAAAUCACUGAAUGUCAUGAACAAAACAUCACUACUAAUAAUAUUAAUCCAAAUUCAAUAACUACAAAUGAAAAUAAUUCAAAUGAACAAUUACAACAACAACAACAACAGCAACAACAACAACAACCACCAACUACUACUUCAACAACAACCCAAACUGAAGUUGCUAAAUAA